AUGGAGCUGCGGUCGGAGCUGCCUAGCGUGCCCGCCGCGCCCCCCCCGGUGCCCCCCAGUUCGGUGGCGGCCGCGGCGGCCGCGGCGGCGGCCACGCUGCCGGUGAGCGUGGCCGGGAGCUUGCUGCGGGCGCCGCCGCUGCUGCUGCGGGCGGCCGAGAAGUACCCGCGGACGCCCAAGUGCGCCCGGUGCCGCAACCACGGGGUGGUGUCGGCGCUGAAGGGCCACAAGCGGUACUGCCGCUGGAAGGACUGCAUGUGCGCCAAGUGCACCCUCAUCGCCGAGCGCCAGCGCGUCAUGGCCGCUCAGGUGGCGCUGCGCCGGCAGCAGGCGCAGGAGGAGAACGAGGCCCGCGAGCUGCAGCUGCUCUACGGCACGGCCGAGGGGCUGGCGCUGGCGGCCGCCAACGGCAUCAUCCCGCCCCGGCCCGCGUACGAGGUGUUCGGUUCCGUCUGCGCCGGGGCCGGCGGCGAGGGAGGCGCCGGCGCCUCAGAGUCCAAGAUGCAGAAGUUCGAGCUGUUCCCCAAGACGCUGCUGCCGAGCCGCGCCGUCACCCCGCAGCAGGCGGGCGGGAAGCCACUCUCCCCGGACGGCGAGUCCGUGCCCGGCACCUCCUCCCCAGAUGCUCGCCACGGCUCGGGCUCGGAGAACGGGGACGGCGAGUCCUUCCUGAGCUCACCCGUCUCCAAGGGCCCGAAGGAGGGGGAGGAGAGCCCGGGCUCCAUCAGCCCGCUGGGCUCGGACUCGGGCUCAGAGGCGGACAAGGACGAGCAGGACCCGUCGCCCUCGGCCGGCGGCCGGCAGCGGACUCCCAUCGACAUCCUGACGCGCGUCUUCCCGGCGCACAAGCGCAGCGUGCUGGAGCUGGUGCUGCAGGGCUGCGGCGGGGACGUGGUACAGGCCAUCGAGCAGAUCCUCAACAACCGCGGCCCGGAGAAGGGCCCCGAGGAGGGCUGGGCCCGGGACGGCGCCUUGCAGGGCCUGCCGCCCACCCCCGCCGCCGCCGCCGCCCACCACCGGCCCUUGAUCGCCGGCGCCAUGGCCCCGGCCAUCGGCACGCUGGGCAGCCGCUCCGCCUUCUCCCCGCUGCAGCCCAACGCCACGCACUUCGGGGCCGAGGCCGGCGCCUACCCCCUGGGCACCCACCUGGGACUGAACCCGCUGCGCCUCGCCUACUCGGCGCACAGCCGGGGACUGGCCUUCAUGACCCCCUACUCCACGGCCGGGCUGAUGCCCACGCUGGGGUUCCGGCCGCCCGUGGACUACGCCUUCAGCGACCUGAUGCGGGACCGCUCCGCCGUGCACAAGGAGCAGGUGUACUCCAGCGGGCUCUACGGGCCCAUGGUCAACAACACCCCCGAGAAGCAAUAGCGGCUUCCUAAAGCUCGUCUGUGUAGAGGUAGCUAGGUAGGCACGGGUGGACGGACACGGGUGGCUUCCUCUCCCCCGUGCAGGCGGUGGUUGCGUGCAGAGCCCGGCGCGGACAGGCGUAGGUGUAUUAAGGUGAUAAAGGUGCACUUUCAUUGUCCAGACAUGAGUCACUCUUUUGUUGCUUAUGGCCAUAAGCAUGGAUAUCCUCGGCGCGUCGCGGGGUGUGCACACACGCGAGCGCUCUUUCCCACACACAUACAUAUAUAUAUAUAUGUAUACUAGCAAGUGUAUAAUGUUAUAAAAUGGAAAUCUAAGUUAUUAAUGUAACUCGUAGGUGAACUUGGUAUUAACGUUAAGCUAAAGGUUAGGCAGCGCAUUGUAAUACUUACCAGGCAUAUAGAUGAAACAUUGUCAAAUUGAAAACCUUUUCCUUCCCGCCCCCAGAAACGUUGCGGUCUGUAUAUAACAUUGGAAAGUAGAUAUAUUUGUAACUGUCCGUAGGACCCCGGCGCCAAUGGUGUAUGAUGGUUUAAUAAGCCUCCUUCAUUUGUGAUCUGCAAGAAAAUUGCUUUCUUGUUCCGAUGUAGCAAACUUCUUGCUGUUUCUAACAGGUAAUUCUGUGUUUCCAUUUCAUAGAAAUAAAUGUUAUUUUCUAUUAAAAAAAAAAUGGGUCUAAUGAAUGGCAAGUGGUAUUUUAUGAGAUGAUGGAAGUGUGUUUUGGGAAAUUCAUUUGACAAGUACAUUCAAUAUUUAAAGGAGUUUAUGCAAAUAGUACAAACAUGUUUACUACAUUUUUAUCAUGGUCAAACUAGAUAUUCUUCAGAUAAAUUUAUAAAUAAAAACAAAAUGUACAAGCAAGAGCAAAUUCCUUAUCAACUGAAAUUGUCAAAUACGUUUAUUUCUGGUUCUGAUCUUUUUCUUACUUAUGCCUGUGGAAAAAAUCCCCAACAAAUCUACAGAGGCAUAAAUUUAAGCAGGAUUUCUCACUUUGGUAUCUGAUGUUUUUUGUCAUAUUUAGGAAAUUUGGAAGUGUUGCAAAGAGAAGCCUGGUUAAAUUAAAUCCCACCUUGCGACCCGUGGGUUGUGUAGCAGCAGUAAGGUUUUACCCUUCGUAUCUGGAAUUGGAUUGUGCCUUUCUGCUGUUUUGGUGUCAAAAUAAGCAAAGGGAUCUAUAAAUAAUGACUUUUUUUCAGAAUGUAAAGGUGCGUUUUUCAGAAUGUAAAGGUGCGGCAG
Motacilla alba alba is the source of this 2604-nucleotide messenger RNA. RefSeq names its product DMRT like family A2 (gene DMRTA2). Gene Ontology annotation, biological process: sex differentiation; germ cell development; regulation of transcription by RNA polymerase II. Gene Ontology annotation, molecular function: RNA polymerase II cis-regulatory region sequence-specific DNA binding; DNA-binding transcription factor activity, RNA polymerase II-specific; protein binding. The record is from RefSeq and is a predicted model, not a curated record. Gene Ontology annotation, cellular component: nucleus. Lineage: Eukaryota; Metazoa; Chordata; Aves; Passeriformes; Motacillidae.